UGGAAUGACAUUUGUGUAAGUUAGCUAAGUAAUUCUUAUUAGCUUGUCAUUAGCAAUAACCUUUCCGUGACUAACGUUACUGUACAAAACCUAACCUUGAGAACCACUGCAUCUAGACUGACUCCAGCGGGUUUUUGCAUGCAAAAGGUUUGUGGAGGUGAAUAAUCGCCCAGAGUCAUCAGGUUAAGGUGGCAGUGUGUGUGUGUGUGUGUGUGUGUGUGUCUCUGCGCUAUCUUCCGUGCUGUUGCUGUGGCUGAUGGUCAGCUGCUAACUGGGGUUGCCCCUGCCCCUGUGGUGAAUGGCUGUGAGCAGAGGGGGCGUCGCCUUCUGGGUGGGUUGCGUCUGCAGCCAUGGCAGAAGGCAAGCCAUCGGAAAACGGAGCUGGAGUCUCAGUCAGGGAGUCAACUGGCAGUGGAUCCGUCAGACACGCCCCCUGAGCAGUGCAUCAUGGGCCCUGGUGCCCCCCAACAGCCUGCGAUAUCAGAGCAUUAAGCAGCCGUUGCUGUCCCACCCGUUCCACCAUGCCAGCCAGCCUCAAAGAGGAGUUUACUACCAGGAAGAGUGGGAGGAGUCUCUGAGCGUGUGUGUGCUGGUGCGACAGGGCGAGGCAGACGGCCUCCAUACCCUGCUGGAGAUCCCUCUGUUCGUUCACAAUAAACUAGGAGAGCUCCUCGCUCCAGGGGCUCACAAGUCCCCUGAGUUCUCCUUCCUGUUGACCACGGUGGACGGCAGCAGAGAGGAUGACAUCAGUGUUGGCAGCUUCAAGAGAAACAGCGUUGAUUCUAUGAAGAGAGAGCACGGCUGUUUCAGGAGCCUGUUUGAAGCAGAGAGGUGUCCUGCACCGUUUAUGUAUGGCUCGCAGUUUUAUUGUUUUCAUUGCCCUGGCACAGAGCCGGUAGCUGGCAGCAGGCUGAAAUAUAGGAAGGACAUUGGACAUGGGAACAAGCCUGUGGAGUGGCCUCUGCUUCCUCCCACCUCUCUGUGUAGCCAUGCAGAGAGAGCAGGGGGGGAAACUACUGAAAGAGACAGUGAAGAAGAGGAGAAACUGGCCCUGAUGUAUGAAAGACUGAGGAUAGAGCUUCCAAGUUUCUUUAUGAAGAACCAUGAUUACACCAUGUACUCAAAUGAUGUGGAGUUCAUCAACGGCCUCCUGAAUACCAAGACCAGAGGCCGGAUGGUGUACCAGCUCAGCCUCUCCCUGUGGCGCCUCCUGUGUCUGUGUUACUACGCCAAGGCUCGGCUCGAGGUCCUGAAGCUCACCAAGCACAUGGAGGACGGCACCAUUAAGGCUCGCUGGAGGAUCCGAGGCCUUCCCUUCUACUCUCUGCUGCUGCGCUUCUAUCGCAAAGACAAGUCUCACCUGUACAGGUCAUAUGAUGCAUUCUCUACUUUUUACAUUGGACAUGAUGGACUCAUUCACUGUCAUAAAGUUGAAAAGGUGAUGCCGGAUCAGCCCCCUGUCCUGCCCAGAGUAACUUCACUCCUGGCGGGGGCCCUGGUGGCGCUGGGAGUGCAGGAGCAUCGACCUGCUCUCAACCUGCUGCCCUUCCUCCUGUCCUCGCUGCGACAGAGCAGAAACUGAGCCCAGGAUGACCAGCACAGGAACUCUCUACAUUCUCAACAUAGGUUAAGCUCUGCAUCCUAACAUCUCACAGUGUUGCCCCUCAAUUAAAUACAAAGUCAAGACUUUACACUGAUUUGCCUUCAUCUAAUUUUAAUUUAGCUAUUAUUUGAAAUAAUGAAAGGGGUUAACCUGAACACAGAAGUUGGUUUUUGGGGUCCAGCAGUCACAUAGCCAGUCAGCCGCCAGCUG
Messenger RNA from Sander lucioperca (pikeperch), 1813 nucleotides. It is a transcript of the gene c16h6orf136, whose product is annotated as chromosome 16 C6orf136 homolog. The transcript is spliced from 7 exons. Bases 299 to 1582 code for a protein of 427 amino acids. NCBI's taxonomy places the organism in Eukaryota, Metazoa, Chordata, Actinopteri, Perciformes, Percidae. The record is from RefSeq and is a predicted model, not a curated record.